AUGACCGCUCCAUCGCAGACUGGCAUGGCCGAACAGAAUCCCUCAAUCGCCAGAAGCAGAUCGCGAUACCGUCGCAAUCGACCGACAACAGGAAACGGCCCACCUCCCACACCCGCGUUCCCGGACCACACACCCACUCCACCGCGGCCACACGCGAGCGAAAGUCCCCGAGAUUCUGCAAGGCACGAAGACCGACACGCACGUGAUGCCCAUCGACAGGAUGCGAUGUCCCAGCUGACGGGGGACGAGUCGCGCCAGAAGCGUCCGCCAGCCUCUGCCAUUGGAGCGCCCCCGCAAAAAGUGGACGCGCGACACAGGCAGCCCCGAGCUGAUCCGACGAAUCCCCCGCGCAGCGCCCAGUCCGCCGAUUCGGGUCGCAAGUCGUUCUUUCAGAAAGUCAACUCCAAAGUCAGAGGGCAUGGUAAAAAGAGCGACUCGGCUCCGAGGUACAUUGGGGUGGGCGGCACCGGUGUCGUUCCGGGCGUGGAUGCUCCCCUCAGCGCUGUGAAUGCUGGCGAACGACACGCACUUGUGGUCUAUGGUGAUGCUCGGGCCAAUCUCACGAUCACCCCGUCAACGCGAGUGAAGGAUCUGUUGCUGGAUGCGACCAAGCAUCUGUCCCGGGACAUUGAUGCCGAGAAGUUCAUCCUGAUGGAGUCUUUCUCCCAAGUCGGCCUCGAGCGUCCCCUACGUCGGUACGAGCUUUUGAGAGAGGUGAUGAACUCCUGGUCUCAUGAUUCGGAAAAUCGAUUCAUCGUCAUUCCGCCUUCGAGUGUGGAAGCGCUGGCUCAGCUCGAAGCUGCACACGCUCCCUCGGAGCAGCCGCCUCCAAUCAAUGUCCACAUAUACUAUUCCCAACGCCCGCGGAAAUGGGACAAACGCUACGUCACCCUGCGUACGGAUGGGCAAGUGACAGUCGCGAAAAAGGAGAAUGCGAAAGAACAGACCAAUAUUUGCCAUAUAUCGGACUUUGACAUCUACUUCCCCAGCGCCCGGGCUUUGAAACAAGAUAUCAAACCUCCCAAAAAACUCUGUUUUGCGAUCAAAAGCCAGCAGAAGUCAUCCAUGUUCCUUACAACGGAAAACUUCCUGCACUUCUUCUCGACCAGUGACAGAUCCGUCGCAGAUCAAUGGUAUCGCGCGGUGCAAAAGUGGAGAAGCUGGUAUCUCGUGAACAAGGUAGGAACAAGUCAGAGAUCAGAUGCCGAAGCACCCCUCCAGCGUUCUGGAACCAGGAGAUCCACCCAGCAGAGAAACGUCCACAACGACGUCCCACUCUUGGACCGACAGAGCUCGACCGAAUCCCCCAAGCGUCGAAGCUCCGAGCAACAGCGGCCAUCAAGCUCGAAGGAUAUUUUCGCCCGAAAACGAGCACAACGUGGACAUGUACCCCCGCCAUCUUCAUACCCACAUACACCAACCCUGGACACAGACGUGGGCGGGUCAUUCAGCGACACCGAGGCACUGGUCACCGGCACCUCGCCCGAGGAAGUUGAAACAUCCACCUUUUCCCCAACCGGCCUGCUAGGUCGCACCUACACCCAACGACAAACCGCCAUGCGUGAACGGGAAGACCAAGAAAAGCGAAGCAGGCAAGAACCUUUCACAACAGGCCUCAUGGCUGGCACCCAAUUCGACUCAGCCCCAAAUAGUCGUUCCAACACCAUGACCCGAGCCCCAGACCUAUCAGCAUUCCACAAGCCUCUCGUCGACCUGACCCCCGUCUACGCCGAACCACCCCAACACAGCCGCAAGGGCAAAGGCCACGGCGUCAAAGUCCAACCAGGAAUGCAACUCAUCGACGGCGCCACCGGCCCAGAACUAGCCCAAGGAGCCAUCUCAAUCCCACCGUCGACCUCCUGGCGCCGCGCAGAUGUCCCUCAACGCCGCAACACUACCCGCAGCGUGCGCGAGCAAGCCCCCUAUCCUGUUCCAGAUGCGCCGUCGCCGCAGGACUUCACGCCGAAUAGCUUACUCGCCCACUCUGCUAGUACGACUACGCCUAGGAAGCAGAGGACCGGCCAUGGCGUUGCUUCGGGGGACCGAAAUGCCACGAAACCAUUACUGGAUAUGGCGCCUGAAAAUCCUUUCGCAGAUGGCAGUUUGUUGCGGCAGCUUUGA
Messenger RNA from Penicillium olsonii, 2121 nucleotides. The record is from the annotation of a GenBank genome assembly. NCBI's taxonomy places the organism in Eukaryota, Fungi, Ascomycota, Eurotiomycetes, Eurotiales, Aspergillaceae.